This is a messenger RNA of Leptopilina boulardi, 2424 nucleotides long. Its product is annotated as odorant receptor 2a-like. Gene Ontology annotation, biological process: sensory perception of smell; detection of chemical stimulus involved in sensory perception of smell. Gene Ontology annotation, cellular component: plasma membrane. The record is from RefSeq and is a predicted model, not a curated record. The coding region runs from base 1292 to 2380 and encodes 362 amino acids. The transcript is spliced from 2 exons. Gene Ontology annotation, molecular function: odorant binding; olfactory receptor activity. Lineage: Eukaryota; Metazoa; Arthropoda; Insecta; Hymenoptera; Figitidae.
AAUUUAUUUUUAUCAUUUUCAAAAUGAUGAAAAUUAUUUAUAACAUUUAAACAUUUUUUUCAUAUUAAGAUUCUACUCAUAAUUCUAUUUUAAUGUCAAUGAGGUCAGAAAAAAUUAUAAAAUUAAAAUGAAUUUUCAUCAUAAAUUUUUAAUAACACCGAAAUAAUAUUGGUACUAUCUUCGAGUAACACACAUAGUUUUACAAAUCUACGAUUUUAAUUUAUCCCAUAUUUUUAUUGAUAACGAAUUAGGUUCUUAAUUCUAAUUCUUUUUUUUUCUCUUCCCUUUUCAGAUAUACAGUCAGAUUUCACUGUUGAAAUAGUUGGAAUUUAGCAACAGAAUCACUUCAGUGAUUAGUAAAAUUCUACUUAAAUAAUAGGAAUAGCUAAAUCUGGAUUAUCAUUAAUCGGUAAAACAGAUUUGACUGUUUUAAUAAGUAAAGGAUUCUGUUUUACCGAUUAAUUAUUAGUCUGUUUUACCGACAACGCUGCAUUAUCAUUAACUGGUAAAACAGAAUCCUUUACUGAUUAAAAAAGUCAAAUCUGUUUUACCAAUUAAUGAUAAUCCAAAAUUGACUGUUACUAUUGGUAUAACAGAAUUCUAAUAAUUUCACUGAAAAUUAGUAGAAUUCUGUACUGAUUGUAACAGUAAAAUGUGGAUUACCAUUAAUCGGUAAAACAGAUUUGACUGCUUUAAUCAGUAAAUAUCCUGUUUUACCUAUUUGUAAUUUGAAAAUCAAUCGAAUUAAUUUUAAUAGCAAAAUCAGCAUUAUCAGUAAUUGGUAAAACAGAGUCCUUACCUAAUUAAAACAGUCAUAUCUGUUUUACUGAUUAAUGAUCUUGUAGAUUGAUUGUUUGAUUUUGCUUUAUCAGUUAAUGAUCAUCCGGAUUUAGCUCUUUAAAUCAAUUCGAUCGAUUAUUUCAAAUCAUUUAUCGAUAAAAUAGAAUUCUUUGCUGAUUAAAACAGUUAAAUCUGCUUUACCAAUUAAUGAUAAUUCAGAUUUGACUGUUACUGUAGGUAAAACAGAAUUCUAAUAAUUUUUUAGUGAAAAUGUCUAAAUUUCAGUGUAAAUCAUACCGAACAGUUGCUAAAUUCGAACUAUUUCAUCAGUUUAAUCUCACUGAUUCAAAUUUUGGGGAGAUUACAUUCAAGAAACCUACUAAUUAAAUAUUUAAAAACGCGAAACCAUAAUAAAUUCUUGAUAAAUUGGACCCAUAGAAUUUUUUCCAAUCAAUUGUUUUUUAUAUUUCUAAUUUCUCAAAUUUUUUAAAUAUAGAUUUCAACAGUUUUGAUGAUAGGUACUGAAGUUGUUUUUAGUAUUGCCUUCCACUGUGGUGAACUGAGACAAGCGGCUGAUCAUUUUCUAUUUUGGACAGUGACAGUGAUAGCAACAAUAAAAACAAUUUUACUUCGAUUUCAUCAACGUAAAUUAAUGAGAAAUUGUAAUAGCGCUAAAGCCGAUUGGCUUAAAGAAGAUGAUCCAGAAUCUCUGGUAAUAAUGGCACAUCAUGCAAAAGUUAGUCGAAUUGUUUUCAUCUUCCAAGCAAUGUUCAGUUAUUUUACACUUGUAAUGUACGUGAUUGCACCAAUGGCAAGUAAUUUAGAAGAGGAACAGGGUUUGCCAUUGUCAACUGUUUGUGUAUUUAGAAAUAUGUCAAUAUUGGAAUAUCAAAGUGUCUAUGUUCUUCAGGCAGUUCAACAAUUGUACAUUGUCAAUGGAAAUAUUGGCACUGAUUAUUUUUUCUUUGCAAUGAUAAUGCAUGUUUGUGGACAAGCGCAAAUUUUGAGUUUACGUUUCAAAAAAUUUGGCAGCAAAGGUCAAAAAUAUGAGGAAGAGGAAAAUAUGUCAAUUAUUGAGUCGAAAGUUCGUGAAGAAGAUUUUAAUGAAUUUCAUGAUUUGCAAAGUUUCAGAAAAAUACGCGUCCUCAUCAAUAGACAUUGUGAGCUUAUUGAAUUAGCUGAUGAUUUAAAGGAGAGUUUGACUUAUAUUCUGCUUGUUCAAUUUACUAUGGACAUUAUAAUGAUGUGCUUAACAGGACUGCUAACCCUGAUUUAUCUAAAACAAGGAGAUACAGUUACCGCUGGCAGGACAAUUUGUGGAUUUUCAAUUGUCGUUAUGAGUUUAUUUAUUUAUUGUUAUAUCGGCGAUUAUUUACAAUAUCGAUUUGAAAGAACAACUGAAGCAAUAUAUCAUUGUUUUUGGUAUUCUUGUUCACCGAAAGUAAGCAGAAAUAUUCUUCACAUUCAAACGCGUGGAAGAAAUUUAAUGAAUCUAACUGCGGGACAUUUUUGUAAUAUUAAUCUUGAAAUGUUUAAAACUGCUAUGAAAACUGCUAUGAGCUUUUUCUCCGUGAUGCGAAUUCUUCUUGAAAAAGAAUAAAAAAUUUAUUAAUAUUCUUAAAAAAAAAAAAAUAUUUUAUAAUU